GUACAAGUGUUUCAGAAUAAAUAAAGGCACCAAACACGAACCCAGAGGGAACGCUUAGAGCACCUCUCUCUCUCUCUCUCUGUGCCCCCUCCCUGAAACCGAUAAUUCAUAAGCAGCCAGAGAGGUUUAAUUUUAAUGUCUACCCACCAUCUCUGAAUCCCUCUAUUCUCUCUCUCUCCCCACCUCUGCCAGGAAGGCCCAUUCUUAUCUGUCAUUUGCUCUGUGUUUGGUUCGAAAACCUCUUCCAGAUAUUCCGAGAGCAAGAAAAAAGAAGAAGCUCGCUUAGCUUCUUGCAGGUUGUCCUCUCUGCUUUCCUUCCUGUCCUUUUUUCCUCAGAUCUAUUACCUCCCUUUCCGUCUUUUCCCUCAUUCCUUCAAUUCGGGGAGCGCUUCAAUUCAAACAUGAGUCAAGAAGAGUUCUUGAAGAUACAGAAAACUUUCCUCAAAGUGAACAUACACUGCGAUGGGUGUAAGCACAAAGUGAAGAAAAUCUUGCAGAAAAUCGACGGGGUGUUUACGACGGAGAUAGAUGCGGAACAGGGGAAGGUGACGGUGACUGGGAAUGUGGACCCUAAGGUUCUCAUCAAGAAACUAGCGAAGUCAGGGAAGCAUGCAGAGCCCUGGGGUGCUCCCAAAUCGAACAACAGCCAGAACCAGAAUCACCUCGCUAACCAGUUGAAGAACAUGCAAAUCGACAAUGGCAAAAGCGGUGGAAACAAGGGCCAGAAAGGUGGAAACAACCAGCCCAAGGUUGGCGGCAGUGGAGGGCAGCACGGAGUACUGACUCCUCAACAGCUUCAACAGCUCCAGCAACUUCAAGGUCUUCAAGAUCUGAAACUCCCUCAAUUCAAGCUACCUCCGGGCCAUAACCUAAACCAGAACCAGAAAGCUCUGAAGUUGGACAUGCCGGAUGACGCCGAUUUCAGCGACGACGAUGAGUAUGAUGACGAUGCUUUGGAUGGCGACGAGUUUAGCGAUGAUGAACUGGACGAACAUCCCCUUCGCCUGAACAAGAUGAAACCUCCCAUGGGAAACGGCGCUGCGAUGACGCUCAACGGCAUGAACAUGAUGAAUCAUUCGAAGGGACCAGUUAAUGGGAAAAAAGGGGGCGGCGGAGGAGCGGUGCCAAUUCAAGGACACGGUAUGGAUGGUGGAAAUGACGAAAAUGGGAACGGAGGAAAGAAAGGCGGAGGAGGAAAUAAUCAGAACCAAGGCGGAGGUAACAAAAACAACGGUGGGAAAAAUGGGAGCAACGGUGGCGGUGGUGGAAACAAUAACAAUGGAGGUAAAAAGGGUGGUGACGGUGGUGGCAAGAACGGGAAGAUGGAAGGUGUUCAAGCUAUGAACAGAGGUUUACAAAGCAUGGGCGGCGGCGGGGAUGGUAACAAGAGCAUCGCCAUGGGGCCGAUGGGCAACAUGCCGAUGGGUCAAAUGGGCAGCGUCCCCGCCGUUCAAGGCCUCCCGGCAGCCUCCAUGAAUGGCGGCGCCGGAGGAUACUUCCCAGGCGGUGGUCGGGAUGUUAUGGCAGGAAACCCUUACAACCAAGCGCCGCCGCAGCAGCAACAGCAGCAUUUGGCUGCACUGAUGAACCAGCAGAGAGCGAUGGUGAACGAGAGAUACCAGCCUAUGAUGUACGCGCCACCGCCGGCGGCGGUGAACUGCAUGUACCCUCCGCCGCCGUACCCUUAUCCCCCUCCCCCUGACCCCUAUCCGAACUAUUUCAGCGACGAGAACCCUUCGAGCUGCAGCGUGAUGUGAAACAAAAGGAUUUGGGAGCGCGGGGAAGAAGACAGGAAUAUACGAAAUGGAGAUGAGAUUUUUUAAUGUUGGGUUUGUAAUCUUGUUUUGUUUUUCCAAUGGAAAGUUCCAAUGGAAAGUUAAACGGAUGAGUAGUCUAUAAAUAUGACAUACAAGGUUUGGGUGGGAGAGCGAGCGGCGGGGGAGGUCUAACACCUCAUGGGAGAUAAUGUCUGUAUAUGUUGAGAAAAAGGAAAUAAUAAUUUUUUUUUAUGGUAGAA
Prosopis cineraria is the source of this 2017-nucleotide messenger RNA. RefSeq names its product heavy metal-associated isoprenylated plant protein 32. Lineage: Eukaryota; Viridiplantae; Streptophyta; Magnoliopsida; Fabales; Fabaceae. The record is from RefSeq and is a predicted model, not a curated record. Gene Ontology annotation, molecular function: metal ion binding.